AUGAUGGAAAAGAAAAGCCCAUUCGACUUGGUUUCAGAUGAUUCCGAUCACCGAUUCAGCCACCACAACAUCCACAAAAACUGCUUCACAGAUUCAAAUAGCUUUGCAUACAGAAGAAUCAUGAAUGAAUGGAAAUUCCUUGCAAAACACCUCCCAGAUUUCAUCCACGUUAAAGCCUACGAACACCGCAUCGAUUUACUCCGCGCCGUCAUCAUCGGCUCCCCCGGUACACCUUACCAAGACGGUCUCUUCUUCUUCGACAUUGCACUCCCCGAAGAUUACCCGUUUAGCCCUCCAAAAAUCCAUUACAUCUCAUUCGGGUACCGGCUCAACCCGAAUCUCUACCCUGCCGGAACUGUUUGUGUAGGCCUUCCCAACACAUGGAACUGGAAGGGUAAAAAAUUCCAAAGUUGGACCCCUGCUACAACUUUACUUGCGGUUUUACUUUCUAUUCAAGCAAUGGUUCUUAACGAGAAGCCACUCUUUAACAAUCCUGCUUACAGUGUUUCAGAUUAUUCUCGUUUGGAAUCCAAAGCACGUGCUUACAACGGGGCCGUUUUCGUUCUCACAUGCUGCUCCGCUCUUUGUCUCAUUCAGAAACCACCUAAGAACUUCGAGGGAUUUGUUAGAGAACAUUUUCGUGAACGAGGACAUGUUCUUCUCGCCGCGUGUAAGGAGUACGCGAACGGGCGCGUGAGGGAUGGACAUUACGGUUACAACAGCAAUAACAAUAAUGUUAUUGAAGUUACCGAGUCUUUUCAGAAGCUGUUACGAAGUGCUUAUGGGAGUAUGUUUAAGAAGUUUCUAGAAUGUGGUGCUUCCUUGGAGGGAUUCGUUGCAGAGUUGGAGGUGGAAGUACCAGUACAAGAAAAGAGAUCAAACGGUGGGAAAGGAAUCUUCAAGAAAGCUAUGGGCAAGAUAAAACAAGUUUUGGGAUAG
Molecule: messenger RNA, 939 nt
Organism: Vicia faba (fava bean)
Lineage: Eukaryota; Viridiplantae; Streptophyta; Magnoliopsida; Fabales; Fabaceae
Source: the annotation of a GenBank genome assembly